This is a messenger RNA of Rotaria sp. Silwood1, 1008 nucleotides long. The record is from the annotation of a GenBank genome assembly. NCBI's taxonomy places the organism in Eukaryota, Metazoa, Rotifera, Eurotatoria, Philodinida, Philodinidae.
AUGUCAAGUGAUGGUGAACUUAAUGUUGAUAGUCUUAUAGCACGUUUACUUGAAGUACGUGGAUGUCGUCCAGGAAAAAUUGUUCAAAUGACUGAAGGUGAAGUACGUGGUUUAUGUUUAAAAUCACGUGAAAUAUUUUUAAGUCAACCAAUUUUACUUGAACUUGAAGCACCACUUAAAAUUUGUGGUGAUAUUCAUGGUCAAUAUACUGAUUUAUUACGUUUAUUUGAAUAUGGUGGAUUUCCACCGGAAUCAAAUUAUUUAUUUCUUGGUGAUUAUGUUGAUCGUGGAAAACAAUCACUUGAAACAAUUUGUUUAUUACUUGCUUAUAAGAUAAAAUAUCCUGAAAAUUUUUUUCUUCUUCGUGGAAAUCAUGAAUGUGCUUCAAUUAAUCGAAUUUAUGGAUUUUAUGAUGAAUGUAAACGUCGAUUUAAUAUUAAAUUAUGGAAAACAUUUACAGAUUGUUUUAAUUGUUUACCAAUAGCUGCUAUUAUUGAUGAAAAAAUCUUUUGUUGUCAUGGAGGUUUAUCUCCGGAUCUUCAAACAAUGGAACAAAUUCGACGUAUAAUGCGUCCAACAGAUGUACCUGAUACUGGAUUAUUAUGCGAUCUAUUAUGGUCUGAUCCAGAUAAAGAUACACAAGGUUGGGGUGAAAGUGAUCGUGGUGUUUCAUUUACAUUUGGUGCUGAUGUUGUAGCUAAAUUUUUAAAUCGACAUGAUAUGGAUUUAAUAUGUCGAGCACAUCAAGUUGUUGAAGAUGGUUAUGAAUUUUUUGCUAAACGUCAAUUAGUAACAUUAUUUUCUGCACCAAAUUAUUGUGGUGAAUUUGAUAAUGCUGGUGGAAUGAUGUCUGUUGAUGAAACAUUAAUGUGUUCAUUUCAAAUUUUAAAACCAAGUGAAAAGAAACCAAAAUAUCAAUAUGGUGCUCUUAAUACUGGUCGACCAUUGACACCACCACGAGCAGCAAAUCUUCCACCACAAACUCAAUCGAAAGCUGGCAAAAAAUAA